Molecule: messenger RNA, 336 nt
Organism: Effrenium voratum
Lineage: Eukaryota; Dinophyceae; Suessiales; Symbiodiniaceae
Source: the annotation of a GenBank genome assembly
AUGCCCGUCGCCCUCUGGCCUCUUCGUUGCCAACGCCAGCGGGCUUCAACAGCACAAGCUGCGCAGCAGCUCGCAUUGGUUGUGAUGGCUCAGAGUUACCUAGGACGAGCUAAGCAGCACAAGCUGGCGAAGGGCGUGCUUCUGAUUGAAGGAGUGGUUGCCUGCGACUUUUGCACUCGCGUCUCAGCAGGUGCAGUACUUCACUUGCUAUUGUCUGCUUUGCAGAGGGAGGCUGUCGUUAUUUUUUCGGUAGGCUGUCGUUAUUUUUUCGUGAGUAAAAAGGCAGCCCUUUCUGUAGAAGCAACCUGGAUCAUGAGGAGAGUCACGUUGCAUUGA